This is a messenger RNA of Anoplopoma fimbria (sablefish), 2291 nucleotides long. It is a transcript of the gene tgm5l, whose product is annotated as transglutaminase 5, like. Gene Ontology annotation, biological process: peptide cross-linking. Lineage: Eukaryota; Metazoa; Chordata; Actinopteri; Perciformes; Anoplopomatidae. Bases 1 to 2142 code for a protein of 713 amino acids. The record is from RefSeq and is a predicted model, not a curated record. The transcript has 14 exons. Gene Ontology annotation, molecular function: protein-glutamine gamma-glutamyltransferase activity.
AUGGAAGACUUGAAAAUACACAAUGUCAACUUGGAAAAGUCUGAAAACCUGGAGAGACACAGGACAGAGGGCUUCAGCAGCUCCAAAACCCUGGUGGUGCGAAGGGGGGCCCCGUUCAGAGUCAGUCUGGAGCUGGAGGGCCGAGCAUUCAACCCCAAGGCCGACACUCUGAAGAUCAAAGUUAUGCUAGGCCGCCUGUAUGUGGCAAUGCCAGUCACUUUCUCCAAGAGGGUUUCUUCCUCCCAAUGGAUAGCCUACAUUGACCCACAUGGCCUGAACCUCCAGAACCCUUCCAUAUUCAUCUCCUGUCCUGCCUCCGCCCCGGUGGGCUGCUACAUAUUUCAGCUGUAUGUGUUCACACAGAACAAAAAGACGACCUGCGCCUCCAACAAAUUCAACCUGCUCUGCAAUCCCUGGUGUCGUGAGGAUGCUGUGUAUAUUCCCUUUGAGGACCAGAGAGAAGAGUACAUCCAGAACGACUCUGGCCUGCUGUUUAUAGGGACAGCUAUGAAUAUUGUGUCCAGACCAUGGGCCUUUGAUCAGUUUGAGCCCGAUAUCCUGGAGAUUUGCCUGAAUCUGCUCCAAGUCAGCCCUCAGCACAAAAGGAGCAGAAGAAUGGACUACCUGAACAGAAACAACCCCAUCUACAUCAGCCGGGUCGUGUCUGCCAUGAUCAACAGUGAAGACGACCGCGGUGUGCUGAAAGGGAAAUGGGAAGGUGACUUCAAAGAAGGAGUUAAUCCCUCCUUGUGGACUGGGAGUGGGGACAUCUUGACCCAGUGGGCGGACUCUGGUUACAAACCAGUCAAGUAUGGACAGUGCUGGGUGUUUGCAGCCGUCAUGUGCACAGUCAUGAGAGUUCUUGGCAUCCCUUGCCGUGUCGUCACAAACUUCAACUCUGCCCACGACACCAACGAAAACCUGGUGAUUGAGGAGUUUUACAGCGUAACGGGGCAGAAGAUGAACAUCAGCAAAGACAGCAUAUGGAACUUUCAUGUGUGGGUGGAAUGCUGGAUGACUCGCCCCGAUCUGGGAUCAGAAAUGGCUGGCUGGCAGGUUCUUGACCCGACCCCCCAGGAGAGGAGUGGAGGAGUGUACUGCUGUGGCCCGGCGGCAGUCAAAGCCAUCAAGGAUCGGCGUAUCGACCUGGUUUUUGACAUCCCCUUUGUCUACGCCGAGGUGAACGCCGACGUCCGCUCAAUCGUGGUGAACGAGGGUCGGGUGGUCAGCUACAGCACAGACACGGAGAAAGUGGGAGCCUUCAUCUGCACCAAAGCUGUUGGCUUCCCCAUACACCAGAACAUCACAAGAGACUACAAAUACAUCAAAAGCCCGACUCCGACACUUUCAUCGAGAAGUUCCACAAUAUCAGAGGACUCAACACCAAACAGAGACUCAACACUAAACAGAGACUGGACACUAAACAGAGACUCAACACUGAACAAAGACUCAACGCUGAACAAAGACUCAACACUAAACAGAGGCUCGUCCAAGGGCGUGGUGGUGGUCCUGAGCCUGGAUAAAGUUCCUGUUGAAGGGGAGCCCGUCCGCUUCACGGUGAAAGUCAUCAACAGGCAGAGGGUGGCCAAGAGGAUGAAAGUGCAUCUGAACGCCCAGGCUAAAAAAUACAACCACAGCCCCUCAGACACCUUCUGGGAAAGCCACGGUGCCAUACAACUGGCACCCAUGGACGUCAAGGUUAUUCGCCAGCAGAUCCUCCCAGCCGAGUAUGAGAAUGUGGAUGGUGAUGACCUGAUCAACCUUGCAGUAGUCCUGGAGGACUUGGCCAGCAAAGAGCUAUUCCUGGCCUCAGACGAGUUCAAUAUCGCCAGCCCAGAGCUCACCAUACAGGUUGCGGAUGAAGACUCCAUUGUUCUAAACAAAGAGCAGACUGCCAUAGUGACCUUCACCAACCGAUUUUCUUACCCUGUGAGUGGAGUACUGGCUGUAGUUGGGGCCGGGCUGAUUCAGGGCAAACUCCUCUUCAGGGUGCUUUCUCUGCAUCCAGGCAGCGGCUUGACGCAGCACAUCACCUUCAUCCCCAACAAGGUGGGAACAAAGAUGCUGCAGGCCAGCCUUUUACUCAAAAACAUCAACUCCACUAUCAGAGGCUUCGAGAUGGUCUCUGUCAGCAGAGCUUAAAUCCUGUUUUUGUAUGGUUUUUUUUGCUCAGGUGUCAAAUUUGGGUGUUUUUAUGUUGUAAAAAGUCAUAACUAAAGAUAGAACAUGGCAACCAGAUGGCAGCAUCAGUCUCAAAUUGAUGAACAUUCAAAUUAUUGUCAACCUUCAUG